GGGUGUGUUUCCGGGUUGGUUUCGUCCUGCAGCAGAGAAACAACGAUGAUCAAUAAUGAUCAAUAACAACCGAUUGAUGGGCUGAUCGGCGCCGAGCACCUGUCUGUCUGAACACCUGCGUGACGUCAUCAUGGCCAAACAGCUGAUCAUCGCAGACGAUGAGGAGGUGCAGGCGGAGGAGCUGAACCCGUUCUCCUUCAGAGAGUUCCUACGCUGGAAGAUCCACGACCAGGACCAGGAUCCAGACCAGGACCAGGAUCCAGACCAGGACCAGGAUCCAGACCAGGACCAGGAUGAGACUCAUAUGAAGGUCGGCAGCUCUCUGACCUUUGACCCUGAGCUCAGGAGCUGUUUCUUCUCUGAACCGUCACUCAGCCCGGUGGCUCCGCAGGAGGACGAGGAGCAGUGGGGGCGGAGCUUCCUGUCAGGUGUGGACAGCACAGAGGAGGAGGAGACCAGAUUCUCCUCCAAACCUGAAGAUCAGCUGACAGCAGCAGGAGAAAACUACGAGGGAGACGACGAGACGUCUAUCAGCGAACCAAUCAGCUGCAGGAGGCGGAGCCAACUACAACAGCUGAAGGAGGAGAACGUGUCAUUGAGGAGGUCCAUCAGGGAGCUGCAGAGGAGAUCGGAGGCUAAUGAACGCAGGGUGGCGGCGCUGUCGGAGGAGCUGCUGCAGAGGAGGCGUCAGGAGGAGAAGGAGGCGCAGGACCUGGAGAGCAUGGUUCACUCAGUGGAGCAGAACCUGGGCCUGAUGACGAAGCGAGCAGUGAAAGCAGAGACCUGUGUGUCCAGACUGCAGUUGGAGCUGCAGAAGCUGCAGACUCAGGUUGAAUCUCUGCAGUCGGAGAACAACAGUCUGAAGUCAGCCGAGUCUGAGGUCGUCAUGACGAUGAGACACAACGCUCAGAUGGCGUCUGAGUACCUGAACAAGACGGCGAGCCAGGCCCGCACCUCCAUCCGUCAGCUGUUGGGGGAAACAGAAACUCUACAUCUGGUCUCUCAGCUUCUUCAGUCCAUCGAUAAGAUCUCCGAGCUGAACACGGAGUCCUGAACGCCUCGUCUCUGACGGACAGGAGGACAUGUUGUCAUGGAAACAGCCAGUGAGGAGGUCAGAGGUCAGCAGGAUCAGGACUUGUUUAACCGUGAAGCUCACCUGCACACACCUGGCUUUAAUGACAUCACAGCAGCCUGACAGGACGUCUGGCUGCUGAUUGGUCGGUUGGACUGAAGACAGAUUUCUCUUUAAUGUUUUUUACAGUGUGAAAUUAAACAUAAAAUUGCACUUUAUGAAGAAAAACCUGCAGAUUUCAUAUCUUCAACAUCUUUAAUAUCUUCCUGGUGUUUGAUUUGUUACUGAUGAUGCUUCUUUAAACUCUGAUUACUUUAUAAUA
Molecule: messenger RNA, 1394 nt
Organism: Thunnus maccoyii (southern bluefin tuna)
Lineage: Eukaryota; Metazoa; Chordata; Actinopteri; Scombriformes; Scombridae
Gene: entr1
Product: endosome associated trafficking regulator 1
Exons: 10
Coding region: 131-1054 (307 amino acids)
Biological process (GO): regulation of cytokinesis; positive regulation of protein localization to cilium; positive regulation of cilium assembly
Cellular component (GO): midbody; centrosome; recycling endosome
Source: RefSeq, a predicted model, not a curated record